This is a messenger RNA of Closterium sp. Naga37s-1, 672 nucleotides long. The record is from the annotation of a GenBank genome assembly. NCBI's taxonomy places the organism in Eukaryota, Viridiplantae, Streptophyta, Zygnematophyceae, Desmidiales, Closteriaceae.
AUGGCGUCGGGGAGCGCUGCGGCCGGGAACGGCAGCGCGGCGGUGUACGCGGAUGAACUGGCAGCGGCGGAGAGCGCCGUUCGACUCGCGUGCGCGCUGUGCGAGACGGUGCAGCGCGGGCUAAAGGCGGAGGAGUCAGCCAGCAAGUCCGACGAGUCGCCCGUUACCAUCGCUGACUAUGGUUCGCAGGUGCUGGUGGCGUGGGCGCUGCAGCAGCACGGGCUGCCAGGCGCCUUCUCCAUGGUGGCGGAAGAGGACUCCACGCAGCUGACAGCACCAGAGGGGCGGGGCAUGCUGCAGCGCAUCACAGCACUCGUCAACGCCACCAUCGCCAGCAGCAGCAACAAAGCAUGGGGCGGAGGGGCGGCGGCGGUGCUGAGCGAGGCGCAGGUGGUGGCGCUGAUCGACGCAGGGGGCGCGGAGGGAGGGAGCAGCGGGCGGCACUGGGUGCUGGACCCCAUUGAUGGCACGCGCGGGCGCUGGGCGUGGUGGCGCCCCCCGUGCGCAUUGACUCGCAAGCCAACGGCUGGAGGGAAAGUUUGUGACGCAGCAGGGCAACCUCUUGACUUCUCUCGUGGUAGGUUCCUGGAUUUAGAUACAGGUAUCAUUGCAACCAAUGCCACUCUGAUGCCUGUGCUGCUUUCCACAGUUCAAUCUGCGCUUAACAGAUGA